Molecule: messenger RNA, 1634 nt
Organism: Aspergillus ibericus CBS 121593
Lineage: Eukaryota; Fungi; Ascomycota; Eurotiomycetes; Eurotiales; Aspergillaceae
Exons: 3
Coding region: 276-1469 (397 amino acids)
Source: RefSeq, a predicted model, not a curated record
CUUUCAUUUCACCGGCUAACAUUGGCUACGAUGGCCGCCACUAGAACUUCUACCCGUCAGGCUGCCCAAAAGGCGAAGGAAGCCAUUGCGGCCGCUCCUGACGUCAAGAGCCGGGGUGCUGCUGGUGCGAAGCGCAAGGAAAGCACCGACAAAGGUCCUGCGCCAAAAAGAGGCAGAAAGGCGGAAGAGAAGCCGAAAACUCAACAGCCGGCGACAGAGGAAGAGAAGGCCACAAAUGGUAUGUUUCAUACUCAAUUGAAUAAGAUUCUGGGCUGAUGGGAUCAGAAGGGGUGGAAGAGUCGGAGAAGCUUGAUGUGAAGCCUGCGGAAGAGCCUAAGAAGCCCAUCGAGAAACCCGAAAGGAAGACUGAGGAAGAGUCUCUGGCGAAACCUGCAGAGGAGCCUACCGACAGACCCGAGGAGAAGCUUGAGGGAAAGCCUGAGGAAAAGGCCGAAGAGAAGAGUGAAGAAAAUCCGAAGCCAGAGGAGUCAGAGAAGCCAGAGAAACCAGAGGAAAAGAGUGAAGAGAAGAAAGAAGAAAAGCCGGAGGCGCCAGAGAAAUUGGCUCCUGCUAAUGGAGCCGAAGCUGGCGUCAAGACAUCCCAAGAGCGGGAAGAGAAGGUUGCAUCCAAUGUACUUGAAAAAGGAAUUAUCUACUUUUUUUACCGACCUCGAGUCAAUAUUUCGGACCCUCAGAGUAUCGGCGACGUUGCCCGGAGCUUCCUGGUGCUACGACCAACGCCCAUCGGCACUACCUUGGAUCAACAAAAUGGAUCAGUGGAGUCUGGCGCGAAGUGCCGGCUGAUGAUGCUACCCAAGAAGAAGUUCCCGACCUCCGGUAGGGAGCGGGAUAUGGGAUUUGUCGAAAAGGCCGGGCAGUCUAUGAAAUCGCUGCAAGAAAGCUUCAUUGCUGGCGACACAUACGAGACGUCUACCCGUGGCGAGCAAACUGUUCCCGAAGCCAGACCGUACGCAGAGGGCGUGUACGCAAUCACAUCUACGAAACGGUCAUCUCAUUUGGCCUACGUCUUGACCAUUCCGGAAACGAUCGGAUCGAUCCAGCAAGACUUCGGUCUGCACUCUCGUGGCAGCUGGGUCGUCCAGUCGAAGAAUCCCAAGCAUCCUGGUCCGUCAUAUGCCCAGAUCAACAAAGACCCCGAGUAUCCCGAAAGUGUGCGUGAGAAGUUCGGCGAUUACCGUUGGGUCCCGUUGCAGCCCGAAUUCAUCAACUAUCCCAAUGCGCAGUUCCUGAUGAUCGGAGAGGCUACCGAUGACCUGGGCAAGGCUGCAACGGCAGAAGAGGGUGGCAAGCAGGCCAACGAGGAGCAGCCCGGGGAAGAAUUGGAGAAGCUGGGGCAGGAGAAUGAGGAACGGAUCGAAGGACUACGAGGCGAUGACACGAUCUAUGAGGAUCUGGGACUGGACGCGACGAAGUAUCCGAAAGUGCCGACGACCUGGAACAGCGAGUAAAGGAUCAACCGCUGACGACACAAAAAAAUUGUAUGAUAUGAUAGAAGAAAUAAUGUAGUCAGUGGUAUUGGCAUGCGCUCUUGCUAGAUAACUUAUCGAUCGAGUACCCCGCACUUAGCCGCUCAAAGGAAUCGCAAAAUUGUGUUAGGGGUAACUAGAGUUUAC